This is a messenger RNA of Aspergillus ibericus CBS 121593, 1104 nucleotides long. Its product is annotated as alpha/beta fold hydrolase. The transcript has 3 exons. The record is from RefSeq and is a predicted model, not a curated record. Bases 1 to 1104 code for a protein of 367 amino acids. NCBI's taxonomy places the organism in Eukaryota, Fungi, Ascomycota, Eurotiomycetes, Eurotiales, Aspergillaceae.
AUGCGCAGCAUGUCGGACCACACCCAUCUGCUUGAGUUCACGGCGGAAAAGCGCUUCCACCAGCGACUUGUCCUCCCUGCCGCAGCCGAUCAUGGCCCUCUGGCCGUUACCUACGCGGACAUCGGGCCCCAGACGACGAAUGGCACCCCCACCCCGACUAUCCUGCUCAUUCCAGGCAUGGGGGGUUCUCGCCUGUGGUGCUACCAUAAAGACUACCUGGCCAACAAGCUAGGAGUCAGGAUGCUAUCCAUCGACCGGCCUGGCAUCGGCGGAUCGACCCCCGUCCCGGUAGCCAAACGAGUCACCAUCUGGCUGGAAGCAGUGGCAGCGGUGUUGAAGCAUCUGUCCAUCCCACAUGUUAUUCCUUUGUCGCACAGUGCUGGCACGAUCUACAUCCUGAAUCUCUUGUCGCAGCGCCGGGAUCUUCUCUGGCCAAACACGCCGCUGGCCGUCUUGAUGGGACCAUGGGUUGAACCCAAACACUCGGACAUUCUAUCAUUGAAGAUGGCCCAGAUGCUGCCCAAAGCAAUUCUCCAUCAAUACGAUAAACUGAUGAAUCUCUUCGUAAAAGCCGCCCCCUCGUUCAGCGCCAGUGCGGCCGUCUUCUCGGCCAUGGCCAGUAGCAUUCCCAGCACCCGCGCCGAAGGCCCCAGUCGGUCUGAGGCUUGUCUCGCUGGGUACGGGAUGGACGAGGAGGCGGCCAAGGUGUUAGACCGCUUGGCCAUGGAGUACAUCUGUCAGGAGGAUACCUCCGGAUUCAACGACGAGGCCGUGAUCUGCCUGAAGAAGGGGCCGGGGCUGUGGGGAGCCUGCGAAGACCUGCCGGUGUAUCUCCAAGGGCUAGUGCAGGCAGAAGAACGAUACCGGGAAGGUCAUCCUAACGAACAGCCUUUGAAGCUCAAGGUAUUCUUUGCCGAGUCGGAUGGGAUGAUUGGACCCAAGGGGCAGAAGUACUUUGAGGACUGUUUUGCGCAGGCCGAUCUCCGGGGUGCCGUGUGCUUUGACUCGGUGGUCGAGAAAGGGACCGAGCACGACACCCUCUGGACGUCGGACACGGGGGUGUUUGAAAAGGUGCUAAGGGAGAUCAAGGCCAAUCUGUCGUAG